This is a messenger RNA of Clonostachys byssicola, 1533 nucleotides long. The record is from the annotation of a GenBank genome assembly. Lineage: Eukaryota; Fungi; Ascomycota; Sordariomycetes; Hypocreales; Bionectriaceae.
AUGGAAACUCUGAGGAAUGCUUACAACUACCUGCUUGGUCAGGGCGAGAAUCCGGCCGUGGGCACGGAUGAGAUUUUCCCAUUGUACUUCCUUGACAACCUGCAGGCCGGACGAGUUCUUGUUCUAAGCCAAACCUUCAAAUUCAACGAUGUCCUGGACCCAGAGAAGUUGCAUGAUGGACUCAAAAAGUUGAUCCAGACCGGGGAUUGGAGGAAGCUCGGUGGGCGGCUUCGUAAAAAGUCCGACGGCAAUCUCGGACUCCAUGUACCAAAAGAAUUCACCAAAGAACGGCCAGCAGUCCAAUUCUCCGCGGAGAAAAUUGACAUUAGCAUCGACGAGCACUCUAUUGCUAGGCAGUUUCCUAGAGCAACCGAUUCCCCUUCUUUACACCCUGGGCAGGAGGUCUUCGAAGAAUUCAGUGCAUUGUCGAAAGGGCCAAAGACCGUUCAAGACUACCUCCAAAGUGAUCACCCAGUUUUUCGAGUCCAUGUCACCGUAUUCACUGACGCCACUAUUGUUGUUUUCAUCUGGCCACAUGCGGUGUCUGGCGCUCUGGGACUGAAGAAUAUUCUAUCGGCCUGGUCCGAGGCGCUGAAGGAUGAAGGAAAUAUCCCAGAGUUGUUGGGUGCCGGGAAGGAUGUACUCGACGGAAUAGGAACUUCGAAAGACUGUACUGCACCGUAUGUUCUCGAUAAUGUCGAAUUGAGAGGCUGGGGGUUUGCCAAAUUCGCAUUUCGGCUCAUGUGGACGGUCUUCUGGCGGCCGAAGGUUGAGGCACGCACUAUAUGCCUUCCUCGAGAAUUUGUCUCUGAUCUUCGACAAGCUACGCUGAAGGAGCUCUUAAAAAUUCAAAGAACCGAUACUGAUGCUUUCUUUAGCGAAGGUGACGUCUUGACUGCUUGGCUGGCAAGAUUCGUUUCUCAAGCACGUGGAGGAACAAGACCUGCGAUCUUGGUCAACCCCCUGGAUGUGUCAGGUCGUCUCAAAUCUGCCCUGGCACCUGGAGGACUGUACGUUCAAAAUAUGGCCGUCGCUUUGUACACUCUUGUCGAAGCCAACAUCCUGAACAAGGGAUCACUGGGGGAGGUGGCUCGUGUGGUGCGUUUGUCCAUACAACAACAGGCCACAGAAGAGCAAAUGCGUUCUCAACUGCGGCACUUUAGAAAGCUUGGGCCGAACAAAAUGCAGUCGCUUUAUGGCGCUUCAGACUCCCACUUGGUCGCAUUUUCCAACUGGACGGCUUUCAAGAUGUUCGAAGCUGUUGACUUCAGCCCCGCUAUCAUUAAGCGAUCACCCCAUUCUGCAGGUGGAAAACCAGUGUACAUGCAUUGUCAGUCCUUGAGCAGGGAUUCGUUCAUGAGGGAUGUCUUUGCAACCACCGGCAAAGAUUUAGACGGUAAUUAUUGGAUCAAUGGUUUCUUAUACCCGGAAGACUGGCAAGGGUUUGAGGAUUACAUGCAGAAUACGAAGGAGAGUUCGAGAAGAAAGUUAGAAACGACGGAAGAUGCCAGAGCCGACAUCUCAACACAAUGA